This is a messenger RNA of Hirundo rustica (Barn swallow), 2441 nucleotides long. It is a transcript of the gene RBM11, whose product is annotated as RNA binding motif protein 11. Gene Ontology annotation, cellular component: nucleus. The transcript is spliced from 5 exons. Gene Ontology annotation, molecular function: single-stranded RNA binding. The record is from RefSeq and is a predicted model, not a curated record. Gene Ontology annotation, biological process: regulation of alternative mRNA splicing, via spliceosome. Lineage: Eukaryota; Metazoa; Chordata; Aves; Passeriformes; Hirundinidae.
UAACAUUUUAUUCCUCUUUGUAGAUAAAGUUCUUGUUGGCACCUUUUAGUUGUCCUAUGUCUCAUUCUUCUGAUACCAGGAGAUAAAUAAAUUCCUUCUUGUAGCUUUUGGUUCACCGCUAGCUUCAUCUAGUUAAUUCAGGAAUGCAGGAGGAUCCCCCCCUUACCUUCUGUUUUGACCAGUUUUUAGAUGUUACAAAAAACCUGUCUUUACUUUUAACACUAUGUUACAACUCAAAAAAAUAUACAUUUCUAAAUCACAUUUCUAAAUGUGAUUCUAAAUCUAAUCACAUUUCUAAACUUCUGUUAAUAAUAGCAGAAAAUACAGUGAAAUCUUCCCACAUUAUACAUAUAGUAUUCAUUUUAAUAUUUGCAAAAAGCCAACUUUGUAGUACACGUUUGUAGCAAGCAGUGUAACUGAUUCCAUGCAAAGUUCAUGACUUUGGGAAUACUGGUAAAGUUAAAAGGUUCGAACUCUUCCCUGUGGUACAAGCUCAUAGAAAUGAAUAGCCUCACUCUUCUGUCAGGUUAAUGUUUUUAGUUAUUUUAAGUAUCAAUAAUUGCCUUCAUCUCCAACACACAUACACGGGUAUUGAGUUCAUGCUGUGCAUUUCAUGCGCUCAAUUCUCAUUUAUUCCCUGAGGCUACUGAUGAUACAAGGCUUUUUUACUUUGAUCCACAGAGGUGAUAUAUUCUAUCUGACAAGCUCUUGGGCUCUGCUAGCACUCGGCAAUGCAGCUCAUUCCACAUAUCAUUGCUCUAAUUUUUCACCCUGGCACAACUGAAACUCAGUUUGGCAGAAACAGCUCCUGUAGAGUUGCUGUUCUGCUGCCUGUGUCCCUUUGUGCUGGCGAUUCCUGCUGGCUCUGUGGUCAGAGCAGUUCUCAGCGCAGCCCCAGUGCUGUCAAGCAGGGAGAUGCAGGGGUGCAGGUGCGCCUCCUUUUGUCUCAGCUGAUGCCCUUCGGCAGUGUUUGCAGGUUCAUGGGAGCUGGGAGACACCUGCUGCUUCAUGCCCAGUUGUCCGGGAGGGUUUCAGAGUGCCGUCAUUCUAGAAAGCCAAAGAUGCUCAGGAACACUGGCUGAUGUUCACAACAGCUAAUGUUAGCGAUUGAUCUGGUGUUUCUACAGGAAAAAAGAUUGGAUCAGAAAUUCUCACUGUGCGGUGAGCUCAAUGCUCCUCUGCCCAGGGGCUUCUCCUGCAGCCCGGCUUUGGGUACACUAUUUUUCCUGGCUUUCUGCCUGUGACCUGCUGCCACUGGAAGCUCAUUAGGAGCAAAAGUCUGUUCAUUUGCCCAGCUGUGACUGGACAAUUCCAGCAGUUUAUUGCAGAGAUUAGGUCAGUCCAUUUUUCCAACGCUUUUGCCAUUCAAGCCAAUGCUGUAACACAGUGCAGACACAGGUUUUCUGUAUGGCUAGCAUGGAGUUCCAUCUGAUAAAACCCUCUCUUUGCUCCUGAGCUGAGCACUUGCUCUGUUUGCAGCCUCUUCUACAGUAAGGGCUCAUUGCAAUGUUAAUAGGAGGAGUAGAUUCCUUCCUCACAAUCACUUGUGUACACUAGUCUGGGAAGGUGGAUUGUUUUUCAGGGUUGAUCGGUUUGUGUUGCACCAGUCAGCCCUGCUAGGACUUACGAUUCAGUGGCAAAACUAGAAGAGAAAACCUUCAUGUUUGUAUUUGCCAUCGUUACUCCACACCGAACGAUUACGUAGGGUGUCACAAACAGGUGCUGGGGGUGGUGUCACAAACAGACGCGACACCCGCGCACCCGCGUUCCAGCGUUGCCCCUCACCCUGUGUCCUGGAGCGAAGCUUCCCUGCAGCUAGGACAUCCUUUUCUCAUUCUCGCAGCGCUCCCUCAGGCUCUAUGUGGUCGCCGGGGCGGUCUGAGGUGGCGGAGCAGACUCUGCUCGUGGGGAACUUGGAGAGCCGGGUCAGGGAGGAGAUCCUAUAUGAGCUCUUCCUGCAGGCUGGACCAUUAACCAAAGUGAUGAUUUGUGAGGACAAAGAAGGAAAACCUAUGUCUUUUGGAUACGUCUGCUUUAAACACAAAGUAUCAGUGCCUUACGCAAAAGCUCUGCUGGAUGGAACCUGUUUGUAUGGAAGACCAAUUACCGUGCAGUAUUGGAGGGGGAGUUCUCACUCACCAGAACUAGACAGUUGUACAGAUCGUUUUGAACACCAUGUUGACUUAGAUUCUCCUGCAGACAGGCAUCAAGAGCUUUCUGGAAAUUCUCCAUUUCCUGUUACUCCUUUGCCAGUGAACAACCGUUUAUUUCAUGAUCACCCUGGCUUUCAAGAGGUGAAUCAAACUGCACAAUUCAAGACUGCACAGAGUUCUCCUGAACUGGCUACAUCCAAGUGACUGUGAAUUGCCUCAAGUGGGAUGAAAGAGAGAAAACGGCAAAGUUGUGACAAUGACACUAGGACUGAAGAUUAGUAAAAGGAG